AUGCGGCCCCUGGAUGAUACUGGGGCCGCUAAGCGGCAGGAGUCCGGGCUGCCGCUGAUGGACAUCCCGUCCCCGGGCUCCAGGCAGGAGCCGGCGGCUGCAGAGGUCGUGGAGACGCCCGGCCCCGAAGGGUGCUGGCAGUGCCCUUCCUCGCCGUGCGGCUCGCGUGCCCAGCAGGAAGCUGAGAAGAAAGCACCCUGUCCUGGACUUGGCUUGUUUUACACAUUACUGUCUGCGUUCCUUUUCUCAGUGGGCUCCUUAUUUGUUAAAAAAGUGCAAGACAUCCACGCUGUAGAAAUUAGUGCAUUCCGAUGUGUGUUCCAAAUGCUAAUCAUUAUCCCUUGCUUAAUAUACAGAAAAACUGGGUUUAUAGGCCCCAAAGGUCAACGAAUCUACCUGCUCCUCAGAGGAGUCCUUGGUUCUAACGCCAUGAUCCUUUUGUACUAUGCCUACCAGCUGACGUCUCUCGCAGAUGCCACAGUUAUCUCCUUUAGCUGCCCGGUGUUCACCUCUAUAAUUGCUUGCGUAUUUCUCAAGGAAAAAUACAGCCCCUGGGACGCCCUCUUCACUGCCUUCACCAUCACUGGAGUGAUAUUGAUCGUGAGGCCACCAUUUUUGUUCGGUUCCGAAGUCGCGGAGACGGAUAAAGACUAUUCAGUUCACGUGAAGGGCGCUUUGGUGGCCCUUGCUCACGCUGUGUUCGCUGCCAUGACUCUGGUUAUCCUCAGAAAAAUAGGGACAUCUGUGGACUACAUGUUGAGCAUUUGGUAUUAUGUAAUCGUUGGCCUCAUCGAGUGUGUCAUUGUCCUUUCUAUUUUAGGAGAAUGGCGUCUUCCGCACUGUGGGUUGGACAGGCUAUUUCUCAUACUAAUUGGGAUGUUUGGUUUGGGAGGUCAGAUGUUUCUGGCAAAAGCCCUUCAGAUAGAAAAGGCAGGGCCAGUAGCAUUAAUGAAGACCAUGGAUGUGGUCUUUGCUUUUAUCUUUCAGAUUAUUUUCUUUAAUGACAUGCCAUCAUGGUGGACAGUGGGUGGCUCCCUAUGUGUAAUAGCCAGUAGCACUGGAGCAGCCAUUCGUAAAUGGUGCCGGAGUACCAAAUAAAGCAUCACUGCCGAACUGUGUAUUUUUUUUUAAAGUACACGGUCACCCAGUUCAGACUCACAGUGGACACACACACACCUGGAAAAUCUGCAUUUACUGCAUUGAUUAUAUUUAAUAUAUUUCAUAAAGUAUCAUCUUUAAUUAGUUGAGAAUAAGCCAGUCAGUUGGGUGCAGCAGUGAUUUUUUUGGUCAAUUAUUUUUUGGUUUUGGCUUUUUGUUGUUGUUGGGGUGGCAUUGGUAGGUGUUGGUAAGAGGAUAGAUCAUUCGUUGGAGAAAAACUGCACAAUUUUUGACUCAAGUAUAAAUUAUGUAAUUUUUAGAAGUGUAUUUUUGGUAUUGAUGGGAUAUAGAUGGGAGGAAACUUUAGAUUCUCUUUCAGCAGUGUAGAGGCUGAAAAACUUACUGAUAAUAAUGCUGCUAUAUAGUUAGUGUUAUACUGAGAAUUCAUUUGAAAUGUAAUCCCAUUUAG
Molecule: messenger RNA, 1567 nt
Organism: Budorcas taxicolor (takin)
Lineage: Eukaryota; Metazoa; Chordata; Mammalia; Artiodactyla; Bovidae
Gene: SLC35G1
Product: solute carrier family 35 member G1
Exons: 3
Coding region: 1-1098 (365 amino acids)
Biological process (GO): regulation of cytosolic calcium ion concentration; calcium ion export across plasma membrane
Cellular component (GO): endoplasmic reticulum membrane; plasma membrane
Source: RefSeq, a predicted model, not a curated record